GAAGAGGUAAACAAAAACAAGUAAUCAUCGCUGUGCAUUAAAUCAUCAUAACACAAUUUUAAUUUCCAGUUAAAAUGAAAGCUUUUGCAGUGACAGCCGUGUUUGUUCAUGUGCUAUUUUUGCUUUCAAUAUUUUAUAUCUAUUUCCAAUCACCGAUAUUGCAAAACCUUCCCGUGGGAACCGAUGAUGACACUGCAGUGGCUGAUAGAGUUGUCGUAUUCCUCGCCGAUGGUUUACGUGCUGAAUCAUUUCUACAGCACCAAGCAAACAGAACCAAAUUCAUACAGCGGACACUCAUUUCGAAGGGAGCAUUUGGAAUAUCAAAUACUCACGUGCCUACGGAAUCAAGACCUGGACACGUUGCUUUGUUUGCUGGUUUCUAUGAAGAUCCUAGUGCGAUUUUCAAGGGAUGGAAAGAAAAUCCGGUUAACUUCGAUUCUGUUUUUAACCGUAGCCGUUCUACCUACAGUUGGGGAAGUUCAGACAUUUUGACUGUAUUUUCGAGUAAAAUAGAUUCUGGAAAAAUUUAUACUGACAGCUAUCCGCCUGAAAUAGAGCAAUUCUCAAGGAGCUCAAAUACUAGCAUUCUUGAUAUAUGGGUGUUUGAUAAAGUGAAACAGUUUUAUGCGAAUUCAGAAAAUAGCAAGAAACUUUCAUCAGGCAGAAAGCUUAUACUUUUCUUGCAUUUGUUGGGAAUGGAUACGUCGGGACACAUCCAUAAACCAUAUUCUCAUCUCUUUACAGAAAAUCUUAUUAUCGUAGAUAAAGGUAUUGAACAGAUAGUUCAGCUUAUUGACAAUAUUACGAACCAUGAUCAAAGGACCACAUAUAUCUUUACAUCGGAUCACGGAAUGACGGAUAGGGGAUCACACGGAUCUGGUCAUCCUGUUGAAACUGAGACUCCUUUUGUGAUAUGGGGAGCAGGAGUGGAGCAUUGGACAAGUUUAAAUGAUGAUGUUUCGUAAGUUCAAAUGAUGUAA
This is a messenger RNA of Ochlerotatus camptorhynchus, 980 nucleotides long. Its product is annotated as GPI ethanolamine phosphate transferase 1-like. The record is from RefSeq and is a predicted model, not a curated record. The transcript is spliced from 4 exons. Gene Ontology annotation, biological process: GPI anchor biosynthetic process. NCBI's taxonomy places the organism in Eukaryota, Metazoa, Arthropoda, Insecta, Diptera, Culicidae. Gene Ontology annotation, cellular component: endoplasmic reticulum membrane. Bases 75 to 965 code for a protein of 296 amino acids. Gene Ontology annotation, molecular function: mannose-ethanolamine phosphotransferase activity.